AUUACGUUAGCGUCGGGCACUGGCGUAUUGAAGUGAACCUGAACCGGCGCAGACUUAGAAAGCUCCAGUGAAUCUAAGGAUGGCGGGCACUGGUUUGGUGGCCGGGGAGGUUGUGGUGGAUGCGCUGCCGUAUUUUGAUCAGGGUUACGAAGCGCCUGGUGUUCGCGAAGCGGCUGCGGCGUUGGUGGAGGAGGAAACUCGUAGAUACCGACCUACGAAGAACUAUCUAAGCUACCUGACGGCCCCAGAUUAUUCUGCUUUUGAGACAGACAUAAUGAGAAAUGAAUUUGAAAGACUGGCUGCUCGACAACCAAUUGAAUUGCUCAGUAUGAAACGAUAUGAACUUCCAGCCCCUUCCUCCGGUCAGAAAAAUGACAUCACUGCAUGGCAAGAGUGCGUAAACAAUUCUAUGGCGCAGUUAGAGCAUCAGGCAGUCCGAAUUGAGAAUUUGGAACUAAUGUCCCAGCAUGGAUGCAAUGCCUGGAAAGUGUAUAAUGAAAAUCUAGUUCAUAUGAUUGAGCACGCACAGAAAGAGCUUCAGAAGUUAAGGAAACAUAUUCAAGACUUAAACUGGCAACGAAAGAACAUGCAACUCACAGCUGGAUCUAAAUUAAGAGAAAUGGAGUCAACCUGGGUAUCCCUGGUCAGUAAGAAUUAUGAGAUUGAAAGGACUAUUGUACAAUUAGAAAAUGAGCUCUUUCAAAUGAAGCAGCAACACGGAGAGGCAAACAAAGAAAACAUACGGCAGGACUUCUGAAGUAGACUGGCUUGGUGGGUAGAGUGGAAGAUUCAACCUCAGCUGAACUACAUAAUUUUUUAAUAAGAAGUCCAUCAUCUCCAGUUUUCUUCUGCACUGCCAAGACUGAAUGGUUGGAUGGGAAGCACAUGAUUUUUGGCAAGGUGAAAAGAGAGUAAGGGACUUCACCAGUGGUCCAGUGGCUAAGACUCUGCACUCCCAAUUCAGGAGGCCCAGGUUCUCUGAUCAGGGAACUAGAUCCCACGUGCCCGUUCCACACACCAUAACAAAGAUGGAAGAUCCUGAGUGCUGUAACUAAGACCUGGCACAGCCAAAUUAAUUUAAAAAAAAAGAAAAGCAUAUGAAUAUUGUGGAAGCCAUGGAGUAUUUUGGGUCCAGUAAUAAUAGCGAGACCAGCAGGAAGAUCACCAUUGCUGACUGUGGACAACUCAAAAAUUUGACUCCCAGACCAUUUCUUCUGUAGCUCAGGAGAGCACCCUCUACCCCCAUCUGCUCACAGUCUCCUAUAAUCUUUGUGCUUUUGUUGCAGUUCCUUGGGUUCUAUGUUUUCUUUACCUUCUGGAUUGCAGAGGUAAGUUUAUGAUUAUGAUAUAAUGACAGCAAAGCCUGUCCUGCAAGAUCGCAGGGAGGAGAGAUCUGUUACAUAUUUAAAAAUAAAUCAGUCAAAG
Dama dama (fallow deer) is the source of this 1425-nucleotide messenger RNA. It is a transcript of the gene BCAS2, whose product is annotated as BCAS2 pre-mRNA processing factor. The transcript is spliced from 8 exons. Gene Ontology annotation, biological process: mRNA processing. Gene Ontology annotation, cellular component: precatalytic spliceosome; catalytic step 2 spliceosome; Prp19 complex. The record is from RefSeq and is a predicted model, not a curated record. Bases 80 to 757 code for a protein of 225 amino acids. NCBI's taxonomy places the organism in Eukaryota, Metazoa, Chordata, Mammalia, Artiodactyla, Cervidae.